Molecule: messenger RNA, 849 nt
Organism: Cygnus atratus (black swan)
Lineage: Eukaryota; Metazoa; Chordata; Aves; Anseriformes; Anatidae
Gene: CELA3B
Product: chymotrypsin like elastase 3B
Exons: 8
Coding region: 1-849 (282 amino acids)
Biological process (GO): proteolysis
Molecular function (GO): serine-type endopeptidase activity
Source: RefSeq, a predicted model, not a curated record
AUGCUGACGCUCCUUGUCCCCCUGCUGCUGGUGGCUGGCGGCUGCCAGGCCGCAGUGCUGCCAAAAGAGCCGCAGUCGCGGGUGGUGAACGGGGAGGACGCGGUGCCCUACAGCUGGCCCUGGCAGAUCUCGCUGCAGUAUGAGCGCGACGGUGCCUUCCACCACACCUGCGGGGGCACCCUCAUCGCGCCCGACUGGGUGAUGACGGCUGCGCACUGCAUCUCCUCCACGCUCACCUACGAGGUGGUGCUGGGUGAGUACGACAUGAGCUCCGCCGAGGGCCCCGAGCAGCGCAUCCCCGUCGCCACCUCUGACAUCUUCGUGCACCCUAAGUGGAGAAGCUCAUGCGUGGCCUGCGGCAACGACAUCGCCCUGAUGAAGCUGCGGCACAACACGGUGCUCAACAACCAAGUGCAGACGGGGCAGCUGCCGCCCGCGGGCACCAUCCUGCCCGACGGCUACCCCUGCUACCUGAGUGGCUGGGGACGUCUGUCCACUGGGGGCCCGCUGCCGGACCGGCUGCAGGAGGCGCUGAUGCCCGUGGUGGACUACGAGCACUGCACGCAGCCCGACUGGUGGGGCAUCCUGGCCAUCCGCACCACCAUGAUCUGCGCCGGUGGAGCCGAGAAGGCUGGCUGCAACGGCGACUCGGGCGGCCCCCUGAACUGCCAGGCUGCUGAUGGGCACUGGGAGGUGCACGGCAUCGCCAGCUUCGUCUCAGGACUGGGCUGCGACACCCCGAAGAAGCCCACUGUCUUCACCCGCGUCUCCGCCUUCGAGGACUGGAUCGCCGAGGUGGGCGCCGGGGUGCUGGGACAGUGGGGUGCUGGGACCAUGAACAACAACUGA